Messenger RNA from Phlebotomus papatasi, 3959 nucleotides. Its product is annotated as collagen alpha chain CG42342. NCBI's taxonomy places the organism in Eukaryota, Metazoa, Arthropoda, Insecta, Diptera, Psychodidae. Bases 790 to 2973 code for a protein of 727 amino acids. The transcript has 20 exons. The record is from RefSeq and is a predicted model, not a curated record.
CUUGGACUCUCAGAUACAAUUCUGACUGCCAUCGAGUUCAGUACUCUGCUGAGUUUUGCCACUGUCGUAUCCUUUACUCACGAGAACCACGAGCACCGUGGAUGAGAACGCGUGUGCAUCCGAAAGCUCCUGGAGAGGAAAGCUCCCAAAUCCCCAGUAGCGGAAAUUUUGCCACAAUUUUACACGUCGUCGUGUGAAAAUUGCAAUGAUUGUGUAAAACCGACCGGAAGCAGGAAGGAAAAUUCCCAUUUUGACUUGUUUAAAAUUUUUUUGUUGAAAUUUUUUUUCCCUGCAUGCGGUGGAACUUUUGAUUUUCUGAAUAGAAGCCGGAAACAAGAGGGUGCCAAAACGUGUGUGUAUAUGAAUCCCAUGGGGAAAAGUUAAGUGAAGUCAGCAUCCUGGUGCUUGUGGGAACUUUUACAGAAGCUUCUGCAGUUGUACGAUUUUAAUUCAACAACCGAAUUGAGGUAGAAUUUCUGCCUUUGUGCAAGAGUGUCAUUCCUUGAUACUGAAGAUCAUUAAAUUCCCCAAAGGACAUCCGAGACAGUGAGUCACCUGAGGUGAAAGGAGUGAGCUUUCUCUCCCACCUCUGAGCUUUUUACGUGGGUGCCAAGAAAUAUGAGUGGCAGCAGAGCGUGUCAAUAGAGACCUCCCAGUCUCACGCCUUCCACCUUCCACGGCGGAAAUGAUAAAAGUGAUGUAUAUGAGAGAUCGCUAGUGACUUGUUUUGUGAACCUACCCAAACCCUCUCUCCCAAAACCCAAAAAAACGCCAGUGUUGUUGGUGAAAAUGGGGAAAUCUGAGAAAAUCCCCGAAGAUCGUACCACCACAAGUUCAUCUUUUGUGAAUUGUGUACUCUGUGUGUUGUGCAUUUCGUCUAUAGGUGCAUCAGUCUAUUCAAAUGUGCGACAGAGUUACAUCGAGGAUAGGAUACGGCAUCUUCGACAUCUGGACGACAGGAUAUCUGUCCUUGAGUCCAAAUUUCAGAACUUUCCUGAGGCCUUUGUCGACGCAGAUGUGUCCGACGUGGCGAAUGUAGUGCGGAAAUUGUCACUUCAGGUGGCUGGUAUUCAGAGAUUGCGGCGAGAUGUCUCCCAAUUGCAGGUCACCAGACACACAAGACAGGCAUCUGUGCAAUCGGCAGGGGAGUGCAUCUGUCCAGCAGGUCCUCCUGGUCCACCUGGGAAGCGCGGAAAGAAGGGAAAGAAGGGUGAUCCGGGUGAAAUGGGACCAGCUGGUCCAGCAGGUCCACCGGGAAAAAAUGGCUUUCCGGGAGAUAGAGGCCAAAAGGGAAUAAUGGGGCCAAUAGGUUUGGAUGGACCAAAAGGAGAGCCGGGUAGACCCGGAGACAAGGGGCAGAAGGGUGAUCUCGGAAAUCCAGGAAUUGAUGUAUUUCAGGCUGUAAAGGGAUUAAACUUGAAACGGUCCGUAACGACACUUCGAGGUGGUUCCCUUGGUUAUGCUGAGAUUGUUGCCGUUAAGGGAUUACAAGAGGCAGGACAUAACAUUUCUGCAGCGACUGUAAUUCAACUUAAAGGCGAGCCUGGUGAACCGGGUCCGCCAGGACCACCAGGUCCAACAGGUUCAUCGGGCAUACCUGGUUAUGACGGUAAACCAGGACAACCUGGUGAACCAGGCCCACCCGGACCACCGGGACCAGCUGGCGAAACAGGACCCAUUGGACACAAUGGAACAGCAGGACAACCAGGACCAAAGGGUGAUAAGGGUGACAAAGGCGACCGGGGAUUGACGACAACGCUGAAAAGUGAUCAAUUUCCAACGGGUAUCAUCGAGGGUCCACCUGGUCCACCGGGACCACCAGGUCCUCAGGGAGAACCGGGCGAACGUGGCGAAGUAGGACCCAUAGGACCACCUGGUCCACAAGGUGAAAAAGGACCCCGUGGCAAGCGUGGAAAACGGUUGGGCCCAUUCAAAGAUGAUUCAGACUAUGAUGAUACAACGGCUGUGGUUAGAGGACCUCCCGGUCCUCCAGGAGAACCAGGAACACCCGGCAAAGACGGCUUAAUGGGACCGAAAGGAGAACGAGGUGAACCCGGCGAACCUGGAUCUCUCGGUCCACGAGGUCUAGACGGACUACCAGGUGAACCCGGUAUAGAAGGACCACCUGGUUUACCUGGAUAUCAAGGGCCACCGGGUGAGAAAGGUGAUCGAGGUGAUAUUGGUCCACCAGGUCUUAUGGGACCUCCGGGUUUACCCGGACCACCUGGAUAUCCCGGAUCCAAGGGUGAUAAGGGUGAUCGAGGAGACUCUUAUCGAAAGAUGAGACGACGUCAGGACGAUGGAAUGGCAGAUGCUCCACACACCCCAAUAGAAUAUAUUAUCGGACCAGCCGGUCCUCCAGGACCACCAGGAACGCCUGGAAGGAUAGGUCCACAAGGCGAACGAGGUCUCGAUGGACGAAAGGGAGAUCGGGGAGAGAAAGGCCACAAAGGUGAUCCUGGUCCCAUGGGAUUACCAGGCCCAAUGGGUUUCAGAGGAGACUCUGGCCCUGUUGGUCCAAUCGGAAGACCUGGACAAACGGGUCCACCCGGUCUCGAUGGCAUGAAGGGCGCUCAGGGCGAAACAGGUUCGAAAGGUGAACGAGGCGAUCCUGGAUUACCGGGCACAGACGGCAUUCCGGGCCACGAGGGACCACGUGGUGAACGUGGCAUUAAAGGUGAACCCGGACCAUCCGGCAAGAGGGGACGAAAAGGAGAUCGAGGAGAUAAGGGUGAUCAGGGAGUUCCUGGACUGGAUGCACCCUGCCCGUUAGGUACAGAUGGACUACCUCUACCCGGAUGUGGUUGGCGCCCACCUAAGGAGACAUUCGUUCCACCACCACCACACAAAGACUACCUCCCAGAUAUCACUGGACCCGAUCCCGAUGCAGACUAUGACCCUGAGGAAGAGGACCCAGGUGGACCAGAGGAGGAGUAUGAUGACUACCAAGAGAACUUACACCAAAUGGACUGAACAAAAAUUAUUCUGGGAGACAUACAAGAAAGAGGCUAACAAUUUUCACCCAAAAAAAAAAAAAAUAACAAGAAAAAAGCGAGUACCAAGAGCCCAGCUCAAAAAAGCAAGAAGUAGAUGUGAAGACAAAAAAUAUUGAGGGGCAAAGUGCCUAGAAUUAGUGAGGAUAAACUUAACAGGGAUAAUUUAACACUCAAGUAAACAGCCAUUAACCCAAAUUCCAAAUAGGAUAUGGCACAUUUACGUGUAUUAAUAUCUGUUUCACAAUUCUCCAAGUGCUAAGACCAUAUCCAAAUAUUCAAUGUAAAAUUCUUUUUGCAGGGAAACGCCAUUGAUGAUUAUUGAAUGCCACAAAUGAGAUUUCUGCUUGUUUUAAAUAAAUUUAGCAUAGAACCAUGUCAACGAGGAUUAAGUUAAGAGAGUAUUUUUUUUUGUUUUAAGGAACUCAUAAUUUGUUGAAAUAAGUGAGAGAAUCAUGUUUUGUAAAGUGAGACUGCAUUUAGUGUUUUUUAUUCUUCUGGUCCGGAAAUAUGAGUCCAAUUCAUUUUUAAGUGUUAAAGUAAUGAUAUCUCACGUUUCUGGAAUGUAAUGCCUUCAAUUUAAACAUUAAACCAAAAUAAUUUUUCUUUUAAUUUGAAAAGAAAAAACACAAUUUCACAGGAAAGAAUUCUUGAUGGGUAUGAAGUUAUCAAGUUCAGUAUUAUUAUAAGCUUCUUGUGUGACUAGGAACUUUUCUUUUACAAUUUCAACUCAAAAUCUAUCAUCAAUACUUUUUCAUCUUUAAUUUUUCAUAAUUCUUGAAAAUAAUGUUUAAAUGAUCGACACUUCUAUUAGUUCACUUUUAAACUAAAAUUUAGAAAUUAAUAUCGAAUGAAAGGAAGCAUAUUUCCAGACAGAGGGUGUAGUUUUGUUUAGUUUUGUAGCGUGUAUGAUGCAAUUGUUGCUAGUUUUAGUUGUAUUGAGCAAUAAAAUGUGUCACAAAGAGA